UCUUCUUUUUUUCUCUAUUUCUCAUAUAUUCUUCCUAGCUCCCUGCCAAAAUUAAGUUGAAAACAAAAACUUCAUUGAUCGACUCUUAUCCUUUUGCUUUUGUCUUCCUCACUUUCUCAGUUACUUCUUCCUUUUUGUUUUUCAUUUUUUCCCCUCCCCAUCCUUUAAAUUUUAACAACUGAAGCUUCAUUAAAAGGAAGGAAGGAAGGAAAGCACUGUGCCGUUGCCCCCUUUCUUUUUUUUUUUCUUGUUUCUUUUCCCUUCUUCUCCUAACAUAUACAUAUACUGGUAUGCAUAAUUAUAACCAGCAUGCAUAACACGACUUCCGAUACCAUGAUGAAACAAGAAGCACAGACGCUGCACCGCCACCACCCCCGCCGCUUUCGUACGAGGUUCGCUACCGCCGCUUCUAUUGCUAAACCCACGGCCUAUCUUAUUCUUCUCCUCUUAUGUUACACCUUAGGCUAUCUGUCUGCAGUGCCGGCCUCCUCAAGAAACAGUACUAGUCCUACUACUCUUGAGAGUCCCACAAACCUCCUCAUCUCCACCCCCACUUCCAUCAUCCGGCCCCCUCCUCCACUAGCUCCAGAAGACCACCACAACUUCUUCGGCUCCGUUUGUGCCGCCGAGCCAGUUCCUCCGCAACUCGUCCGCCAAACCAUCAUAGACCGAGUUUUCAACGGCACCUCCCCCUGGGACAACUUCCCUCCCCAGCAUGUCUCCCACCUCCUGCACCCCACCAAACUCAGAGGCUGGGGCUCCACCGCUCCCGUCUUCGACCACCUCAUCCGGAAAGUCCAACCCAAGACCAUCAUCGAGGUGGGCACGUUUCUCGGGGCGUCAGCGCUUCACAUGGCCCACUUGACAAAACAAGCCGGCCUUCAUGAGGGUACUCAGAUCAUCUGCGUCGACGACUUCCGGGGUUGGCCCGGGUUUCAGCAGGAGAACCGCCACCGCCGAUGGUUCAAGGACUUCAAGAUGCUCAACGGGGACGUGACGCUUCUGUAUCAGUUCAUGCAGAACGUUGUCCGCGCCAACGCCACCCAUUUGGUGAGCUUCCUGCCCUUCUCCACCGGCUCCGCGCUGGAGAAGCUGUGUGAGUGGGGGAUAUUCGGGGACUUGAUUGAAGUGGAUGCCGGUCACGAUUUUCACUCGGCGUGGUCCGAUAUAAAUCGGGCCUACAAGAUUUUAAGCCCUGGCGGUGGUGGGGUCCUCUUUGGACAUGACUACAUGACCGCCGCCGACAAUAGGGGUGUGCGAAGAGCCGUGAAUUUGUUCGCCCGGCUUCACAAUCUCCGGGUCCAAGUCCAUGGCCAACACUGGGUCCUCCUCCACCCCAGCAAACAACAACAACCACGUUAACAAGGCAUUAACCAACCCUUAUACUACUAACCUUUGCUGCUUUGCUUUUUUUUUUUCCUUUUUCUAUUUUCUUUUCCCUGCUGCAAUCUUUUCCUGAUCCUUUAUUUCCUUCCUUCUUGUGCCCAUUCUGUAUUUCAACGCACGCACCUUGUAGUAUUUUUUUUUUUUUUUUGAAGAAUUGG
Coffea eugenioides is the source of this 1544-nucleotide messenger RNA. RefSeq lists its product as uncharacterized. NCBI's taxonomy places the organism in Eukaryota, Viridiplantae, Streptophyta, Magnoliopsida, Gentianales, Rubiaceae. The record is from RefSeq and is a predicted model, not a curated record. The transcript has a single exon. The coding region runs from base 310 to 1362 and encodes 350 amino acids.